This is a messenger RNA of Drosophila arizonae, 2085 nucleotides long. RefSeq lists its product as uncharacterized. Gene Ontology annotation, cellular component: axoneme; ciliary basal body. The record is from RefSeq and is a predicted model, not a curated record. Gene Ontology annotation, biological process: cilium assembly. Lineage: Eukaryota; Metazoa; Arthropoda; Insecta; Diptera; Drosophilidae.
ACCAAAAGUAAAAUACAUUAUACUAAACGUAGAACAGUUCCAUAGAUUCCAGCACAAUGAGCAGCGCAUCACCUGCAAGCUCAGAAACCGUCGUCUCUCUGUACGAAAUUAUUGAGAAUUAUGAUCUUGACCCUGAGACGAAAUUCGUUGAGGGAUCAGAGAAUAUACUGACAAUAGUGGAUAAAUCGAGCAGUGAAUCAUUGCAGGAUGACACAGUUGGUAGCAUAAUGCAUUACGGAAUGUAUGAUGACGCAUUUGACACAGAUGAAACAAUUGAAAAACUUGAAGCUGUUGAGCACUUUGAAAAGGUAGAGGACGAGACCAAGGAGGAAGUGCCGGAAAGGCAAACGAGCAAGCGAAAGUCUCGAUUGGAGUUAACUGACAUUGACCGACUGAUGGCCCAUACCGAUUACGAUUACCUUGACGCUGAUGAUGAUCGUGACGAAUAUUCGUUAGCAAACGAUACUAUAAGACUGAAAACGAAUUUUCUCCAAGAGUUCACACUGCCCUCAAUGUCAGAUUUAAAGGAGUCGCGCGGGUCCGAAAGAAAAUCCAAGCGUGAGCAUGGAACACGUGAUAAAUUUACGGAAAGCAUAGAUUAUGGGGAAGCAUUAACAUCGCCACCGUCGUCGUCGUCGUCAAAGACRUCGGCGACAACGAAGACGACGCCAUCGUCGACGUCGAGGCCAUCAAUGGAUUCAGAUAAGGAGGAGACGCUCUCCGUGGAAAUAUCGCUCGACGAUGACAUCCUUGCCAAUUUAGACAACCUCCAAUUAAGUCUAAUGCAGCAAAGAGACUCUUUGUCACAUGAUAAGAAGGAGGGUAUUGAUUUGUUUCUGCAAGCCCAAACUGAUGCGAAUGAAUACUUAAUUGAUGAAGGUCUCGUAGAGAUGAGGGCCCUAAAGCGCCGCCAGGACGAGGAAUUAGCCCAAAUGACACAACAGUUUCUAUAUCAAAUGUUUGAUACUGUCGUCGAUCAAGUAACAAAUUAUCAAAAUACAGAAAAGGCGAAAUGGAAAUUGGAUAAGGACAAGAUCAUUCGAAAGCUAAUUGAAUUGCAAGAAAAAUAUUUGUACGAGCAAGAGUAUAAUGCAUUUCUAAACAGCAAAAUGGUUGAAUAUUACAAGCGUUUGAAAAAUAUCAGACCAUUCGCGAUUCUCAGCCCGCAAAUGAACCAAAAACUGUUUAAGAAAUACACAGAAGCUCUUACGCUUUUGGAUCACAGACUGAAAGUCGCCGCGGAAACUAAAACACGCACCGCCUUUCUAAUGUCCAGUGUAUCGAUGGAUCUCUCAUAUAUAAUUAACAUUGUCAUGGGCACCGAAGAGCAUUUCGAUGACCUUGUGAUGAAAGCCCUGACUACCAAUAGGUCUGACUACUUGAAGCAUGUCGUCGAGCGAGAGCUGCGGUACAUGAGUCAAAAGCGUUACGAGAUCAGUGACACACGCCUCUUUCUAAUCACCAGGAAGCACACAUUGGGUCGUAUCGUUGAUAGAAUCAAAAAAUUGGAAACAAUCAAUGAAGACAUCUGCAUGGAUGACUUUAUUACCAUACAGAAUCAAGUAGUAGCAUUGGAUAAAAAAAUUGAAGAACGUAACGCUGAAUUGAAAAGGAUGCGUCUCGAUUAUCAUGCUGCAUUGCAUCAGACCCAGCACAUACACGAGAAAAGCCUGGCGAUAAUCACCAAACUGGCAAAGUGUCAGAUUAAGCUGGCUGACAUGGAAAAGGAAGAGGAAAAGCUGAUCGAAAGUCUCAGAGAAGCUAAAACCGUGCAUAUGGAUCUGCGUAAAAAACUUACUGAACUAGGCUAUCAGGGCGGACUGUUAUUCAUGCCAUCCCUAUUGCACGAUUUUGAUGAUAGUGUGGACAAGGUCAAUAAUAAGAAAGCUUCAAUUAUAGAGCUGAAAAUUGCCAUCAAGCAAACGUCUCAACGUGUGGUAGAAUUGGAAUCACAAUGCGUUUAAGUAGCACAGAAACAAGAAGUACUUAUUUAUAUCAUCCAAUUUUCAUCGACUCUACAUACAUCAACUCUUAAACACAAAUAUAUAAUAAACAAAUAAACCUCAUAAAUAAAUAAACUAAUAU